UCCAAUUUUAUCGUAAAUAAUUGCUCCAAUUUGUUUUUGGAAACGAUUGCUUCAUUUUGUUUUCCUUUCUUUUUCCCGCGUCCAAUGUUCCAUUCAAGAGCCAAAUCUAUCAACCUUCUCCGCCAUUGCGGCAGCAAUCCCCUGCAAUCCCAUCACCAACCAUAUCAGACUUUCCGCUCCAACAAACCCAAGACCACCAUCCCUCGCCGCCGCCAACGACUUCACAGAAGCACCGCAAAGCUCCGCAGGCCGAUACCUUUCGUCUCCGAUGUCAAAGAAACGCAAGACCCAGAAGAGGCCUUGUCUCUCUUCCACGAGUACCACCAAAUGGGCUUCAAACACGACUACCCUUCUUACUCUGCUCUUCUCUACAAGCUCGCUCGCCGCCGGAAUUUCGAAGCUGUCGACGCCGUUCUCGGCCUUGUCCGAGAUCGAAACAUUCACUGCAAAGAUACCCUUUUCAUUGCUCUGAUUCAACAUUACGGGAAAGCCGAUUUGGUAGAGAAGGCCGUCGAUCUUUUUCAUCAAAUGCCUUCUUUUAACUGUGUCCGUACGUUGCAGUGCUUCAAUGAGCUCCUUAAUGUGCUUGUUGAUGGCGGUAGGUUUUCAGAUGCGGAUGAGAUAUUUGGGAGGUGUUCUACAUUGGGUUUUCGUCCGAAUUCGAUUUCGUAUAAUAUAAUGAUCAAGGGGUGGCUUCAGAAGGGCGACUGGGAAGAAGCAUGGAAGGUGUUUGAUGAAAUGCUUGAGAAAAAGGUGCAACCUAGUGUUGUGACGUAUAAUAGUCUUAUAGGUUUUUUCGGUAGAAGGGGUGAGUUGGAGAAAGCUACUGGUUUGUUUGAGGACAUGAGACAGAAAGGGAAAUACCCAAAUGCGGUGACAUAUGCAUUAUUGAUGGAAGGUUUGUGCUUGGCGGGGAAGCAUGAUGAAGCAAAGAAGAUAAUGUUUGAUAUGGAGUAUCGAGGUUGUAAACCACGUCUUGUGAAUUAUGGUGUAUUGAUGAGUGAUCUUGGAAAGAGAGGGAAGAUUGAGGAGGCAAAGUCUUUCCUUCAGGAGAUGAAGAAGAGGCGGUUUAAGCCGAAUGUUGUGAUUUAUAACAUAUUGAUUAACUUUCUGUGCAAGGAAGGCAGGGCUGCAGAGGCUUACAAAGUCUUGGUUGAAAUGCAAGUUGGAGGCUGUGAGCCGAAUGCAGCUACUUUCAGGAUGAUGGUUGAUGGGUUUUGUCAGAUAGAAGAUUUUGAGGGAGGUUUUAAGGUUUUGACUGCAAUGUUGGCAAGUAGACAUUGUCCUCGUUUAGAAACAUUUGAAUGUUUAGUUACGGGCUUAUUAAAGUGCGGGAAGAUCAAUGAUGCUUGUUUUGUCUUGGAGGAGAUGGAAAAGAGAAACAUGCAAUUUCAUUUGGAAGCUUGGGAAGCUCUAGUUGUGGAUGCUUGUGGAGAGGAUAUUGUUGCAUGUGACGUUGUGACUGAACUAGGCUCUGCCCAUUAAUGGUCGUCCGGGAAGAGAUAAUCAGCACAAGUGGAACGUAACGUCGCUUGGCCUUCGGCAGAGAGUAAGAGGAAUGGUGUUCUUUGGGUGAUGGGGAGCUUCUGACAAGAUUUUUUCUGUGCUCUUAGGUACUUGAAGCUCUAGUCUCUGGUAAUUGUGGUGAGAAAACAGUUAUUAGGUUGGCAUGUAAAGCAACUAAGCAAUGUGCAUUGUGCACCCGUAAGGCUUCAGGAAGAAGAGGAGUUUAUGAAUCGAAACAUUUCACCAGUAUCAUGUAUUAUUGUUGCCAACUCAAUGUCUGAGGAAGCUCACUAUGCUUGUGGUUCGAGGUUUAGUUGGCAUGUAAACUCAGCCUAUAUAUGACCACUGUAGACUUCAGGGAAGCGAAUCCUACUCGAGGGAAGAGACGGAAGUUUUGCGCCGGAGUCAAAUUGUCGAUGUGAUUGCGAAGUCAAGUUUCUGGGGGAAGCUCUGAUUGAUGAUGCUUGUUGUGCAAACGCAGCUUUUUGUCAUUUUUUUUCAAUUUAGUUGUUGAUACCAACUCCUUUGUUUCAUUUUUGAUGGGAAAUAUAAUGGCUUCCAUGGAUCUUACUUCUAUUUCCAUAUUUUGAGUUUAUAUACAAUAAAAAGUUACCAUA
Molecule: messenger RNA, 2123 nt
Organism: Malus domestica (apple)
Lineage: Eukaryota; Viridiplantae; Streptophyta; Magnoliopsida; Rosales; Rosaceae
Product: pentatricopeptide repeat-containing protein At1g07740, mitochondrial-like
Molecular function (GO): protein binding
Source: RefSeq, a predicted model, not a curated record